AUGGACAAGUCACACCGUGCAUCCUCAUCCUCAUUCUUAUUACCAGACAGCCCACCUCCGGAGAGGGAGCUGAACUACUGGGAACAGCAGAAGCAGCAGAAGAAGCAGCAGAAAAGCCUCAGCUCAGCUACAACAUCAGCUGUCGCCUCCACCUCUGGCGCCUCCUCAGAUCCCUUGAAGAAACAAGGGAUCUUCGUCCAAGAUGAGGAUUCCAGCAUCAUCAUCCCAGACAGCAGCCCUCUCCCGCAAGCUACUUGGGCACCACGCCGAGCGGCCCUCACAUCGGUACCCGCCCCCAAGCAGUCAGUUAAGCGGGGGUUGUUUGUCGACGACGAUGAGGAGCCCGGCGUCCUCACUCAAUCAAAGAAACGUGUGGUGGAUGAGGACAGCUCCAUAACGCCUCUUUUGCGGGAGGAGGAGGAAGCGGAGAACGAGAUGGAGACGGAGGAGUUGCUUGCGAUUAUUAAUCGGACAGAGAGAAACGUGGACGCCUCUCCGGCAGUUGGUGGAGAACACGCCGUACCCCAUCGUGGCGGUACGCCAGAUUACCAACCAACAUGGUCGGCGCAUAAUAUUAAAAGUCCAUUUGACAGCUUCACGACUGACAGACAUAUACAUGCCGGAGAGGUACACCCAGGGUUUGACCUCUAAAGACGUCGAUCAUUUCGACAAAAAUUGCAAAAAUCUUUGUCUCUUUGUGAAGCAUGUUAAUGCUUUUUUAACUGACAUAAAUAUUGUCAAGUGUAAAAUUAGCAAAUUUGGCAUUUGACAAUAUUUAUCUCGGUGGGCAUUAACAUGCUUCACAUGUUAAUAUGUAUG
This is a messenger RNA of Nilaparvata lugens (brown planthopper), 819 nucleotides long. RefSeq lists its product as uncharacterized. The record is from RefSeq and is a predicted model, not a curated record. The transcript has 2 exons. The coding region runs from base 1 to 651 and encodes 216 amino acids. NCBI's taxonomy places the organism in Eukaryota, Metazoa, Arthropoda, Insecta, Hemiptera, Delphacidae.